Messenger RNA from Neoarius graeffei (lesser salmon catfish), 770 nucleotides. RefSeq lists its product as uncharacterized. The transcript has 8 exons. The record is from RefSeq and is a predicted model, not a curated record. Lineage: Eukaryota; Metazoa; Chordata; Actinopteri; Siluriformes; Ariidae. Bases 20 to 649 code for a protein of 209 amino acids.
UUUGUCGGUGAUGUGAAACAUGGAAACCAGACAAGUGAAGCGAAACAUUGAAGCCCUGCUUGGUCAUUAUAUUGGACAAAAGCUCAGGGAAAAUGGCUUUGACCCCAAGGGGAAAGGCUCUUCCUCAAUGCUGGACGAUCUGGCUCAUUAUGAUUUAGCCAUAAGUGUGGCUUUAUGGUGGUUGAAUGAGAAAAUGGCUCCAGAUGUGAAUGAACUUAUAGGAGCCAUCAGUCCUGGCCACAGUCACUGUUUUAAUCGACUGGAAAGAGAGGCAAUAAUCCUCUCAUCUUUUGCAGGGAUGCUUUUGAACAGCUUACCUGUAAAUGAGAUCCUGUCGCUGUAUAGCUGCAAGCCAUCUGCCUCCUGCCCUCAUCCACAUACUAAAAGCAACAUCAUUCAUCCAUUCUCCUUGUCCUAUCAUCCAUUUGCCAUGCUCAGCUCAUUUAAGGCAGUAGAUCGUUCAAGAAAACACACUCAGAUGCUGAAAAGGUGGAAUACUCUGCGUAAUAAAGGAGCAUCAGCAGGGUUGGAGAAGCUGAAGGAGCCCUCCCCAAUCCCCUCUUCUCUGUCUUCUUUCAGUGACAGUGAGGAUUCAUUGAAAGAGCAAGCAAAGCAGUAUGAUGGCUCUGAGGAAUCGCAGCAGGACUGAAGACUACCCAUCCAGCAACUAGUCUUUAAAGCAUUCUAUUACUACUGUAUAGCUUUUAGAUUUUAUUUUUACCUUUAAAAAAAAAAAACAACCUUGGUUACAGUUUGACCUUUUUAGAAGU